AUGACGACGUACCUGCACAAGCCCACCGGAACUGGGUUUGCCAUCUUCUCGUCCCAUGAAGAGGCAGUCGCUCUCCAAGUUUUCUACGAAGAGAACUACUUCGACUUCACCUCCAAGACAUCAUGUCGGGCGCCGCUCAAGCUCAAGGAGAAGCAUGCCCGCAUCGUGGACCUCAGCAAGAACGGUGAACGUCUUCGGGGUGCGGUGCAUGUGGUCCCGCGCCUGAGCAAGAACGAAGGGCACCCGCAGCCUACCUUCAAGAUAUCAUGGCUAACAUGCAUGGCCCGAAUCUCUCAACCUCCAGGGCGUGAGCGACUUCGACCCCAACGAUCCCCUCUACUGGGCCAUGGAGCACUGCCAGUCAGAACGACCCAAACCAGCAACUACAUGGAAAACGGCCGCUGGUAUCAUGGCUUCCGGAGAGGCCUCUACAUGUACCCGUGCGACGAGCACGAGAACGACCGCAUGGACAUCUACCACCAAUUCUUUGCCGUCGCACGGAGAGGGCAGCUGCACCAGGCGCCGCACGCAAAUGUCAAGCUCCCUGAGGCCGUUCGAAAGUGUUGA
Alternaria viburni is the source of this 567-nucleotide messenger RNA. RefSeq lists its product as uncharacterized. The record is from RefSeq and is a predicted model, not a curated record. The transcript has 4 exons. The coding region runs from base 1 to 567 and encodes 188 amino acids. Lineage: Eukaryota; Fungi; Ascomycota; Dothideomycetes; Pleosporales; Pleosporaceae.